AUGUUUUUUAUUCUUUUGAUGCUUUUUAUUAAUGGCAUUGAAGUUUUUUCUAUUAAUCAACAUAAAUUUUGUCCAACAGCCAAAUGGAAUUCGGAUGCAUCGACUUUUAAUGAAAAAAUUAUUGCGAUUAAAGGUUCAUCGAUGUUUAUCGAUAAAAAAAAUACAAUUUAUGCUCUUAGUCGUGAUAAAGCUCGAAUUCUGAUAUGGCCUAGUGGUCAAAUUCAACCAAUCAUAAUUAAUUGCACAACUGAAGCAAGACUUCAUUUUAUGUUUGUUUCAAACAUUGGUGAUAUUUAUAUUAGUGCUACUGACAACACAAUUACUCAAUGGAUAGCAAAUACAAAUGAAUUUGUUGAUAUUAUGACGCUUGGAACACUAUGCUGGAGUAUGUUUAUUGAUGUUAGUGAUAAUUUAUAUUGUACAAUGUUAACACAUCAUAAAGUUAUAAGAAUGUUUUUCAAAGGCGACAUACUGAUGAAUAUAAAAGAAAUAGCUGCUACAGGUUUUGGGGGUUCGGGUCCACAUGAAUUAGAGAGACCCCACGGAAUCUUUGUCGAUACAAAUUUCGAUUUGUAUGUAGCAGAUUGUGAUAAUCAACGAAUACAAUUCUUUUUAUCUGGAGAAAAAAAUGGAAAAACAGUGGCAGGGCGCACUUCAUUAGAUAUUACUAUUACGCUUCAUGACCCAGUGUCAAUUGUGUUGGAUGCUGAUAAAUAUCUUUUCAUUUCGGAUUCUUUAAAUCAUCGUAUAAUUGGAUCAGGACCAAAUGGUUUUCGAUGUUUAAUUGGAUGCCGUAGUGAAGACGUUGAAUCGGAUCAAUCUAUAUCACCAGCACACUUAACUUUUGAUGUUGAUGGAAACAUGUUUGUUAUUGAUUAUAACGAUGCACGAAUUCAAAAAUUUGAUAUUGAGAAAGAUUCUUGUGUAAAUGUUCCUACAACUAUUCAAACGGUGUAUUCAUCUACUUUAACAACAAAUCAUUCAAUGUUUUCACGUACUAUAUUCAAUAAUUCAAACUAUUAUUAUGAAGCUAUACAAAUAGCUGUGACUAAAAACGACUUCUAUAUUCUCACCGGCAAUAGUACUAUUAAUCUUUACGGUUUUCUUUAUAAAGAUUUUUUCAGUCCAUUCAUUCCUACGGCAAAUCUCAUUGCAUGGUAUGGAAACUGUUGUGAUAAAGAGCAAUUUAAAUUCACACUUGAACUUAAAAUCGGUAUAAAAUACAUUUUGGUUAUAACAACAUAUAAUCCAAGAGUGAUAGGUUCUUUCUCAAUUAUACUAUUCGGUUCAAAUAUGGUUCAUUUCGAACAGAUCGAUGCUAAAUCAGUCAUCAGAUCAACGUAUUCAUCUCAAUUAACGAAUAAUCAUCCAGUAUAUGAUCGUUGGAAUUGUUAUCUAGGACAAGAAUUUCAUUAUGAAGAAAUGCAAGUGGAUGUAAGCGAAAGUGAUUUUUAUAUUAUUCUUAGCACUGGUGAUGAUAUAAAUGUGGCUAGUUAUAUAUAUGAACGUGAUUUUUAUCCUCAUAGUGCACUUGGAAACUUAAUCUCGGACAGAGAUAAUGGUUAACGUUAUACAAUGGAUAAAUUCACGAGCACUGCAUUAAACAUAACAGCAACUAGUCAGACAUAUGAAAAAGAUUGCAUACUCAAAAAACAUUACUAUACAACUCGACAAUUAACCGUAUCUAUGGAUUCAUAUUAUACUGUUAUAGCUGCGACUGUCAAUCUUCGUCCAUACAUGAACAUUUAUGAAAAUCAUUUCAACCCGUUAGAUUCAAAUAAAAAUGUAAUUCCAAUUAAACAUCAUUGUGGGAGUUAUCACUUUUACAAACUCAUGGUUUAUCUUCGAGCGAAUAAUACAUACAUAUUACUUGUGACAAGUUAUAAUCCAUCGAUAACAGGAGCAUUUACAAUUCAGGUGGUUGGUUCGGACACUGUUACUUUUCAAGACAUAGCUAUUAAUUCAACUUAUUGUUAUAUUGGUGGUUCAUGUAAUAUUCAAGUUAAAAGUAUUGGAUUAACUCUUGAUGAUAUUUUACGACGUCAAAUCAAUCGAAGUUUCACAAUCAAUGAUCAACCAUUUGCAAUUAAAAUGAGCGCUGCUUUAACAAUGAUUAUGUUUAUUGCAGGUGUUGUUAAUAGUAUUCUUUCGAUUUUAACUUUUCAAAAUGAAAGUUUACGACAAGUUGGAUGUGGAUUGUAUCUAUCUGCAUCAUCAAUAACGUCUCUUUUGACAAUAACUAUGUUUGCAAUUAAAUUUUGGUUUGUUGUUAUUACACAAAUGAACACAUCUAUUCAUUUAACUGUUCUCGAAGGUGGUUGUAAAUCAAUUGAAAUUCUUCUGAAACUUUUCUUUUAUUGUGAUACUUGGCUCAAUGCAUGUGUGGCUGUUGAACGUGCGUUUAAUGUUUAUAAAGGAGUCAAUUUUAAUAAAGAAAAAAGUAAAUAUUUUGCUCGAUGGAUCAUAUUUAUUUUACCAUUUUGUAUUAUGACUACAAUCAUUCAUGAACCUCUCUAUCGUCAAAUCUUUCAUUAUGAUGAAAGAGAAAAAAUUACAGAUGAAUGGAUAGAAUAUUUUGUGAUAGAUAGACAUACAUGGUGUACAACUUCUUAUUCUCAAUCAAUUCAAGAUUAUAAUACAGCUAUUUUAUUUAUUCAUGUUCUUGGCCCAUUUAUGGCAAAUCUUUUUUCUGCUUUAUUCAUUAUUAUUCAAAGUGCUCGACGACGAUCCGAAGCACAAAAAAAACAAACUUUUCAACAGCAUCUUCGUGAACAAUGGAAUGAGCAUAAACAACUUGUGAUUAGUCCUUUUAUUUUACUACUUUUAUCAACACCACGUUUGAUCAUUUCUUUAUUAUCUGGAUGUGUUGAUGUAUUUAGUCAUUUAUGGUUAUAUCUUUCUGCUUAUUUUAUUUCGUUUUCACCUUCGAUACUUGUUUUUAUUGUAUUCGUUAUUCCAUCGAGUUCUUAUAGGAAAGUUUUCAAACAAACACUUUUUCGGAUUUUUAAACGACAAUGA
This is a messenger RNA of Adineta ricciae, 3018 nucleotides long. Lineage: Eukaryota; Metazoa; Rotifera; Eurotatoria; Adinetida; Adinetidae. The record is from the annotation of a GenBank genome assembly.